Molecule: messenger RNA, 1368 nt
Organism: Rhinolophus ferrumequinum (greater horseshoe bat)
Lineage: Eukaryota; Metazoa; Chordata; Mammalia; Chiroptera; Rhinolophidae
Gene: PHYH
Product: phytanoyl-CoA 2-hydroxylase
Exons: 9
Coding region: 80-1096 (338 amino acids)
Biological process (GO): fatty acid alpha-oxidation
Molecular function (GO): phytanoyl-CoA dioxygenase activity
Source: RefSeq, a predicted model, not a curated record
CCGCCGGGAGGCGGGGCCACCCCCAGAGUUAAGUGGGGCGGAGGUCCCGGCGCCCAGUCUCCCAACGCCCGCAGCCACCAUGGACGCCGAGUGCGCUGCCUCCCGCCUGAGAGUCGUGCUGGGCCACCUCCGCCGCCCUUCGGCCGCGACCGUCGUAGCUCACUUAACUUCAGAGGCUAUUUCUCCUGCCAGUUUUCAUCCUGAACAAUUCCAGUAUACUCAGGAUAAUAAUGUUCUAAGCCUAGAACAGAGAAGAUUUUAUGAAGAAAAUGGGUUUCUUGUCAUUAGAAAUUUGGUAUCUGAGGCUAAUAUUGAACGCUUUCGGAAUGAGUUUGAAAGGAUCUGCAGAAAGGAGGUGAAACCACCUGGAAUACAGUUAAUGAGAGAUGUGACCAUUGCAAAAUCAGAACAUAAUCCAAGUGAAAAAGUGAUUACCAAGGUCCAAGAUUUUCAAGAAGAUGAAGAACUCUUCAGAUACUGCACUCUCCCUGAGAUUCUGAAAUAUGUGCAGUGCUUCACUGGACCCAAUAUCAUGGCCAUGCACACAAUGCUGAUAAACAAACCUCCAGAUACUGGCAAGAAGACGUCCCGCCACCCCCUGCAUCAGGAUCUGCACUACUUCCCCUUCAGGCCCAGCAACAACAUCGUUUGCGCUUGGACGGCCAUGGAACACAUCGAUCGCAACAACGGCUGUCUGGUCGUGCUCCCCGGCACACACAAAGGGACGCUGAAGCCACACGACUAUCCCCAGUGGGAGGGAGGAGUUAACAUCAUGUUCCACGGAAUCCAGGACUAUGACAGAAACAACGCCCGAGUGCACCUCGUGAUGGAGAAGGGGGACACCGUUUUCUUUCAUCCUUUGCUCAUCCAUGGAUCUGGUCAGAACAGAACUCAAGGAUUCCGUAAGGCAAUUUCCUGCCAUUUUGCCGGUGCCAACUGCCAGUACAUCGAUGUGAAGGGCACCAGUCAAGAAAACAUUGAGAAGGAAAUUUUGUCAUUAGCAGAUAGAUUGUAUGGAAUUAAAGGCGAUGUCUCCAUGAAGGAUAUUUGGCAAUUUCGAGGACGACUUGUGAAAGGACAAAGAAUCAACCUGUGAGACAGCCUUUUGCUAAACUCUUCUAAAGAAAACCAAAAUGAAACACGAUGUCUAAGGAAAAUAUUUUCCUAAUGAUAUGAUGUAAUCUUUUCCAUUGCUUGUUAACAAAAAUCAAAAUGCGUGUUAUCAGAUACUUAAUUGCAUGUGGGUAAUUUUGCAAUGCAGCCCUGUUGCUUUAAUGAGUGUAAAAAUAGUAAGAGUGAACUAUUACAGUUUUAAGGAAAAUUGACUCAGGGUUACAACUAAAUAAAGAGGACUGUUGUAUAAUUGAA